Molecule: messenger RNA, 3121 nt
Organism: Anguilla rostrata (American eel)
Lineage: Eukaryota; Metazoa; Chordata; Actinopteri; Anguilliformes; Anguillidae
Product: tumor necrosis factor alpha-induced protein 2-like
Exons: 11
Coding region: 142-2133 (663 amino acids)
Biological process (GO): exocyst localization; exocytosis
Cellular component (GO): exocyst
Molecular function (GO): SNARE binding
Source: RefSeq, a predicted model, not a curated record
CUGCGCAUCCCUCUGUGUCACAUGAUUUAACAAGUGCAGUGUAUUACUAAGCAGCCCACAACACCACGGACACAGAAAAAUACCGCUGGAGCAGACUCCAACUCCAGAUUUGUGAGAGCAGUUGCUGUGAACUCAUCAGACAUGAAGUUCUUCAGACGUUUCCUCUUGCGUUCCUCACAAAGGAAUAAUGAAGGCAGAAUGGGACCGCUGAGAAGAAACAGCAGAGGAACUGGACCAGUUGGGGCUGAAACACCAGAAAAACAGCCUGCCGAGCCAAGUACUCUGAAAGGAAAAUUCAUAAAAGCGCACUUUAAGUUACCCUCCUUUGGAAAGAAAACGAAAGACACAAUCGAGGCCAAACAAAUCGAGCCAGUGGUUCUAACAUUUGAAGAGAACCUAGAGCAGGGGCAUCUUUCCCAGGCUGGAAAGCAGCUGAUCCAACAGGAGGAGCACCUGUUUGGAAGGGAAAUAGGGAAGGAGGAGAGGGAGAGUACUGAAAACAAGGAAAAACUUGAGAUAGAUUAUGAGGCCCUUCACAAGCAUAUGUGGCUGUCAGUGGACUGUUCACUGAGUGCUGGGGCAGAGGAGCUCGAGGGCCUGAAAUCGGCAGUGAGAUGCAUCCAGCAAGAGGAAGAACAGGACAGGAGGUGGUUGCAGGAUCCUGGGGCAUUUUGCCCUGUGUGGAGGCCCAGGCAUUGCAGACGAACCCACGAUGCCCUGCUUGAGAAAAUGGUGAAGAAACGGAUGAAUGAACUUGAGGGGGUGAUCGGUGGGGACAACCUGUCUUCCUUGAAGAGGGAUAUCUGUAAGAUGGGCUUACGGGUGAAAGAGGACCUGCUGAAGGUGGCACGGGACCUGAAGAACUGCUACCCUGAGGAGUUUGACAUCUGCAACGUGUACACCAGAUUGUAUCAUCAAGCCUUUUCAAAACGUUUAAUAAAGAUAUCCGAGUUUGAACUGGAUAUAGAUGACUCUGCUUACCUCCUGUCCUGGGUGAAUGGUUACUAUCCAAAUGAAAUUUUAAAACACCCUGAACUCAAAGAGGUGAUUGACUGCAACUCACUGCAAGAUCUGUUGCCUGUGGAGGUGACUAGAGCUUUGGAGGACCAGUAUCUCUCAGACAAAGAGACAAAAGUGAAGACAUGGGUCUCCACUGCCCUGAGGAAACAAGAGGAGGCUUGGCUGAGUGGAGCUCUGCCUGAACUUAUAGAAGAAUAUUACUGUUCCAUUUCCAUUGAUGUCAUACAGUGUGUUGAUAUGGCCGUGAAUGAUGCCAGGAGUAUAGUGGGUGAGCCACACAGAGCCCAGCAGAUCAUGUGCCAGAUGAAGUGCUUCCUAAUGAGCUAUAAGAAAUCCCUGGAAGAUUUUCUGAAAGGAAAGCACGGAAACACCGAAGCAGUGAUAAAGGCUAACUUAGCCAGCCUUGAACAAUUUGAAAACUAUAUUGCCAAAGAGAGUGAUUUCUUCGCAGAAGAGACAAGAACAGGCUGCUUAUCACUCGUGAACGCCAUGAAAGACUGUGGCUACCAGUAUCUCUCCAAUAUCAUACAUGCAAAUAUGAAGGUCCGGUACCGUAAGCUGGGAACCCCGUCCUGGCUCACAAAGAACAGCGAUGUCAUGAGGGACCUUCUGGAAGGGCUGAGGGGGCACAUUGAGAAAUCCAGGGAUUUGAAGCCCAGCUGCCUUGAGGUGCUGAUUGGUCGGCUGCACAGCGACGUGAUUGUGGAGUAUGUGAAGAGGCUGCUGAAGAGGAAACUGAGGCUGAAGGAUAAAGGGCAGCAGGAGACAGCUGCCAGCCUGCUGUGUGAGGACAGCGAGAAACUACAUACACUGUUCACUGAGGAGGGUUCUAAAAAAGAGGAGCUGAGGCACAUUCUCCCAAAGAUAGCUGAAGUGCUGAAGAUACAGGACCCAAGUAUCAUCCAGCUGGAGAUUGUUACCUUUGCUCGGGACUUCCCUGACCUCAGUGACCGCCACGUGUCUGCGCUGCUCCACCUUAAGACGACCCUUUCCACCUCCAACAUCAAGAUGAUCAAGGAGAGCCUGUCGGAGAACCGAAACCCACUCACCUCCCACGACACCAGGGAGUUCUUCUCCAGAAUUCCAAUCAAGUGGACCGUGCUCGCCCACUGAGGCCUUGCAAUUUCAAAGCCUUCAGGUUUGAUCUUGCACAUUCUCCAGUUCACUCAGGUAUAUCUUCAGUGCCAUUCAGCCUAGCUGUGACAAACCACACACAGGGAUCCUAAAUGGACAGGAAUGCUCCUGAUUGUCACAUAGUGCUAGGAAAGGCCAACAUUUGCCUUUCCACUUCAUAUGUGUCACACUGUCUCAAGGCAUGCAGUCCGUGUGGAAUGUUUGCUCACUUUCAUUUGGAGUCUACCUUUAAUACUUACUGGAGUAUAUCAUAAUGCCAUGCCAGUACAUAUGUAGGCAUUUAAUCCUGCGUAUAAAGCUAUUCUGGGUCAUUGCUAAUUUACCUGUACUGUAUGUCCACCUGCUACUGACUGCAGUCAUGCAAAUUUCAGCAAUUUUAUCAGUGUUGUAAAAAAUGAUCAAAAUAUUGAGGUGGCACAUUUUUCAUAAAGGGGCUAACUGCAGCCUGUUACAUAGUGUUCUUAUUUUGUUCUUGGUUGUAGUUCCCACUCCUUAUGAGUUUCUAUCAGUCUAUGGGUGCUGUGAUAUGAUAUUGUCCUGAGCUGAGGUGCCAGUGUUAUAUAUUGGGUAAGGAGCCGGUCUUGUAACCUUCGAUUCCUGGCUAGAACAAUGUCGUUGUAUCUGUGAGCAAGGUAUUUAACCUGCUUUGCUUCACUGUAUAGCCAGCUGUAUAAAUGGGUGCUAUGUAAAAAGUUGUGUAAGUCGCGCUGGGUAAGAGCGUCUGCUAAAUGCCUGUAAUGUAACAAAGGCUCUGUCUGGUCUGGAGAGAUUGCUUGGGCCACCAUCAAGGGUUUGUUAAGGGAUUUUAUGUAUAUGUUGUAUAUACUCAAAGGUCUGUACAGUGUUAUUAUAUUUCUUGCUUUGUUUGCUCUAUUUUUUAUUUUCUUGCUAUGUGAAGCUCAUAUUGUCUUUAUGGUACUUUUCUGUUUUUUUUACAAUUAAAUAAAUUAUCACAAAAAAAUAUAAA